UGCAGUCACUGCGCCAGGAAUCAAACCCUCCAAAAUCCUCAAUUUUAUCCCUGCAAAUUCAUUGACUGCAAGAACAGCGGCGGACAAAACUGCCGUCGACUUCUCCUCCGGCGUUUCCCCCUCAUCACAGAGCCCCUCAGCUCACCCUUUCGCGUUUAAUUCGGAUGAUUAACCUGUGUUAGUCGAGCAUAUCGAGGUCAGUAAGUCACAUAUGAUGCACAUCUGAACAAACACCGACGCGAUUUAUUUCCCAACGCGAUCUUUUAAAGCUGCAGAGAUGUCCUUCGCGUCGUUCCAGUGCCUCGUGAUUGGUUCUACUCUGCUAGUUCUGGUGUGUGCUGAAGUUUUAAGUGCCGGUCCAGCACUCCUUUCCAACCCUCUCCUCUCUCAUGGGCCAGUUCUGGAUGUUCCCGUAGGCUUUGAGGAGCACGAGGAUGUGCCACAGGAUCGAAAAUCCGGAUUCAUGGACAGUUCCCAGGAGAGCUCCGGGUUCUUCAAUGAAGACAGCGAGGACGGCAAGAAUGCUAAUGCGGAGACCAAAAACAGUGCAGACCCCAGUGCUGUAAAUGAGCGCUGUCUGAUGCCCAAAAAGGUUGGACCUUGUCGUGGGGCGAUCCCUCGCUGGCACUUUAACCCUGUCACCAAGAAGUGUGAGAACUUUAUAUUCGGGGGCUGCAAAGAAAACCACAAUAACUUCCUGACACUGGAGGAGUGUGCUAAAGCUUGCCACACAGUCUUAGAUUCCAGCCCUUCAUCCUCAGAACCGCCAUCUUUGCCUCUUUCUCUGAGCCUAAAACCAAGCGCAACCAACGCGUCCUCAAUCCUCAUCCCUACAGUCAAGCCUGUGGAUCCAGAGCAAUGGGAGAGUGACUCUGAAUCCAGCGGUUUCCCAAUUCACCCAUCCCCCAUUUCAUCAAAACUAGACUCCGCCCACUCCACGGCCACACCCACCAUCUUAGGCCACACCCCAAAGAAUCAGCCAGAGGCAACAGCAGGACCUGACAGGCCCACACAAGCGCCGACGGCUCCUGAAAUCGGACCCCUGCCCAGCCGGGAGCCCCUGCAGCCUGACGAAGCACACCGGGAUGAUUCUGAAGAGGAUGAGGAGGAUGAAGAGCAGGUGGUUUUUCCUACAGAAGCAGAGGAUCAGGAGGAGGACGAGUGGAGGUAUCUAACACCCCUCACAACGGGGCCAUCCUCCGCUCCAGCUUCAGAUCUGCCGCCUGUGGUUUUUACUGAAACAGCCUGGCAGGGGGCGCCGAUUGCUACAACUGAGGAUGAGGAGGAGAUGGAGCUUCGACACGGCGGGACUGAAUAUUUGACUGAAACAGAGCUUCAUGACUCACAGGAGGCCGAACAGGUGAUUUGCGUGGACUGGAGCAACCUCGCAGGAAAAGGCUACGUCGUUCUUAACAUGACCGACAACUUUGACUGCGAUGAGUUUCGUAUGGAGAGCGGCGAUCGACUGCUGGACCUGCUGGAAAACACUUUCUCCAGAAAGAUGAACAUCCCACAGGGUUCGUGGCUCGUCUUCCUCAGCAAACCCUCACAGCAGGACCACCAGCUCCUCAUGGCCUUAGCCAGCGAACAGGAAAUCAUCCCACCAAAAGACGUCCUAUCAAUGCUGGGAGAAAUCAGGAGAGGUUUGAAUGAGAUUGGAAUCCAGAAUUAUUCCAGCGUGUCCGCUUGCCAUUCGAUGCCCAGUCAGACGCGCAGUGACUACGGGAAGCUGUUUGUGGUUUUGGUGAUCAUCGGAUCCGUAUGUGUGCUCAUUAUUGCUUCAGGCAUCAUCUAUAUUUGCUGGCAGCGCCGUUUACCCAAACUCAAGAACAUGUCGCGAGGUGAAGAGCUCCACUUUGUGGAGAAUGGUUGCCAUGACAACCCCACCCUGGACGUCACCAGCGACAGCCAAUCGGAGAUGCAGGAGAAGAAACACAGCGCCAAUGGGGUGGCGCCGGGCGGUGACGUGAGCAGCGGUUGGCAGGUGCUCGUUAACAAGCCCGGGAAAGACGAGGAAGACAAUCAAGAGGAAGACACUCACCUUUAAUCCCGCCAAAAACAGCCCGCAAAACGGCAUGGAAAAAGCAGCAGCAGCAUCGCAUUAAAGACUACCGAAGGCACAAAACAUUUUCAAGCUUCCCCCCCGCCUCCCUCACCGAACCAUCUGCUGUAGAAAUGUGACGUCUUUUGGCUUGUAUGACGUUUCUGUUUAUCUCUGCAUUGCUCAAUUCAGACGGACUGAUGACGUGCUUUAAAAUGCGGGACAAUUUAUAGUGCAGGAUUUAUGUCAAUCGAAUGUGUCAAACAAUCAUUUUAGAGAUUAAAAUGAGAGAUUAGUUGUUUCUUGCACUGUUAAAACAGUAGUUCACGCAAAAAAAGGUGAAUUAUCAAAUUUAUUCGCCUACAUGUUGCUUCAAACUGGUUUGCUUUUUCUGUGACACCAAAAAAGAAACAGAAGAAUCUUCAAAGGCUUUCUUUCUUCAUAUAACCUGGUCAGUGCCAAAACAACAACACAGAAUUCCCUACUUGUACUAUUUGUAAAUUAUUUAUUAGAUUAGUUUUUAUUUUAACCAACGGCAGCAAAACUAAAGUGAUCUCUGUUUAAAAAAAAUAGCUUGGUGAAGAUUCUUUACAUCUUAUUUCACAGGAAAACAUGUUUGAACUAACAUGGGUGAUAAAAAUGGCGAUUUUUGGGUGAAUUACAGAAAAACGUGUACUUGAAGACGAAGAAAGAGAUUGUACCAAGUUUUUAUUGUUUUCUUGAACUCUCUCUACUACUAAUACACUUAAUCAUGAUCGAUUUUACAUAUUUCAGUGCAAGUAUUAAGGCUGCAUAUUGUGUUUUACAUGCUAAAUGCUGGAUGGACGCCUACAUGCCUUGCUCUUUUAUCGUGCAUCGGAAUGGCUGCUCCGUACUGGAAUAGUGUUGUUAUUUGAGUUUAUUAUUAUAAAAACGCACCUUUAAAAUUGCUCAGCACCAACGGCCUCCAAAGCAGAGCAAGAUUCUUCUUGUGAAAGGAGUCUUUCAAAAUGUCGACUGGAGCUAGGUAAUGAUCUCUGUGUUUUCUAUACAUGUACUCAUUGAAGUUGUUGAAACUUUUAAAAGCAAACAGUGAUCUCACACACAAGGUGUCAACUUUGCUAGUGAUUAUAUUGUUUAUGGUACAGUCGAUUUGUCAAAUUAUUUGUCGCAAUAGAAAAGGCUUUCUUUACUCCUUUAAAGUGCAUGAAACACUGUAGUACAAGAGUCUAUGCACAUGUGAGGGGUCAAAUGAUUGUACACAAUUUAGCAAGCGUGAACAGUUCAUGUUAAAUGGUUAUUAGUGCUCCAGAACGCUCUAUAUAACAUACUUGCAUACUUUGUUUCUUUAAUAAGCCUUGACGUAGGAGAUUUUUAUUUAUUUUUGGCGCCAGUGUGUAGAACGCUUCAGUUUUGUAUCUUCCUGUCAUGGUACCAGAGCUAUUAGCAUAUUUGCACUUUUGUCCCCCUCCUCAUUUUGAUUUUGUACUUCAGACUGCUUUAUGUAUCUGAUUGUAAGGAGAUUUAGAUCUCGUGGUUUUCUGGUAAUUUUAUGUUGUCCCACCUCUUAAAAAAAAAUGAAAGGCAAAAAAAUAAAUGUUUUGAGAAGUCU
Danio aesculapii is the source of this 3632-nucleotide messenger RNA. RefSeq names its product podocalyxin-like 2 (gene podxl2). Bases 278 to 2047 code for a protein of 589 amino acids. Lineage: Eukaryota; Metazoa; Chordata; Actinopteri; Cypriniformes; Danionidae. The transcript has 9 exons. Gene Ontology annotation, molecular function: serine-type endopeptidase inhibitor activity. The record is from RefSeq and is a predicted model, not a curated record.